Drosophila bipectinata is the source of this 2030-nucleotide messenger RNA. Its product is annotated as atlastin-like. NCBI's taxonomy places the organism in Eukaryota, Metazoa, Arthropoda, Insecta, Diptera, Drosophilidae. Gene Ontology annotation, biological process: protein homooligomerization; endoplasmic reticulum organization. Gene Ontology annotation, molecular function: GTPase activity; GTP binding. The record is from RefSeq and is a predicted model, not a curated record.
CAGUCGUUGCUGGUGGAAGUAUAUCAGUUGUGAAUUUUCAAAUAAUAAUUAAAUUUUCAACCAAAAAAAAAACCCCAAAAAUAAUUCCCAAAAAUAAUUAAAAUAUUUGUGAAAAAAAACCAUCGAAAACCAAUUUAAUAUCAAAAUGGUAGGAUCGGCAGUCCAAGUAAUCACCGCUUCUGAGGAGCAUAGCUUUGCGCUAAACGAGGAGGCACUGCGUGAGGUGCUGAUGCGCGAGGCCGUCAAGGACCGGCACGUAUGCGUAGUCUCUGUGGCCGGAGCCUUCCGGAAGGGAAAGAGCUUCCUUCUGGACUUUUUCCUGCGGUACAUGUACUCAAAGUAUGUGCAUCAAGAUGCUACCGAUUGGCUCGGUGACGAGUCCAAGCCCUUGGAGGGCUUUUCAUGGCGUGGCGGAUCGGAACGCGACACGACCGGCAUCUUAAUGUGGUCGGAUGUGUUCCUCUACGACUAUCCCAAUGGCGACAAAAUCGCUAUCUUACUGAUGGACACUCAGGGUGCCUUUGACAGUCAAAGUACUGUUCGAGACUGUGCAACUGUGUUUGCACUCAGCACGAUGCUUUCUUCUGUUCAAAUCUACAAUUUAUCCCAAAACAUUCAAGAGGAUGACUUGCAGCAUUUGCAACUUUUCACGGAAUACGGACGACUUGCACUGGCUGACACUGGGAAGAAACCUUUCCAACGGCUGCAAUUGGUUGUUAGAGAUUGGUCAUUCCCCUACGAGGCGGAAUAUGGAGCAGUUGGUGGCGAAAAGAUUGUGAAGAGGCGUCUUGAGGUCUCUGACAAGCAGCACCCGGAGCUGCAGUCCCUCCGCCGACACAUCAAUUCUUGCUUCACCGAGGUGGCCUGCUUUUUGAUGCCACAUCCGGGUCUCAAUGUGGCCACCAAUCCCCACUUUGACGGAAGACUCUCGGACAUAACCGCCGAGUUCAAACAUGGGCUGCGCAGCCUGGUACCCAUGCUGCUGGCGCCCGAAAACCUGGUCUUUAAGGAGAUCAGCGGCCAACGGGUUCGGGCCCGUGAGCUCAUACAAUACUUUCAAUCUUACAUGAGCAUUUACAAGGGCAACGAGCUGCCCGAGCCCAAGAGCAUGCUGGUGGCCACCGCCGAGGCUAACCACCUCACUGCCGUUGCCGCCGCCAAAGAGCUAUACCAGCAGCUAAUGGAGGAAGUAUGCGGUGGCACCCGGCUCUACCUAAGCACCGCGCAUUUGGAGACGGAACAUCUGCGGGUCAAGGACAAGGCGCUCUUUCAGUUUGCCACCAAGCGUAAGAUGGGCGGAGAGGAGUUUACGGAGAAGUUCCGGGUCCAACUGGAAGCCGAUCUCGAGGACGUAUUCAACAACUAUCGUGCCCAUAAUGAAAGUAAAAAUAUUUUCAAGGCAGCACGCACUCCUGCGGUUUACUUCACCUGUGCCGCUAUUAUGUACAUCCUUAGCGGCAUCUUUGGCCUCCUGGGACUGUACACUUUUGCGAAUUUCUGCAAUCUACUGAUGGGCGUGGCAUUGAUAACCCUAUCCCUAUGGGCCUACAUCCGAUACAGUGGAACUCUGUGCGACUUUGGCGGCAAGAUGGACGAUCUGGCAACAUUGAUGUGGGAGAAUUUCAUGCGCCCCGUCUAUCAGGGGUGCAUGGAGAAGGGCAUCCAUCAUAUGGCCACUCAUGCCACCGAGAUGGCCGUGGGCGGCGGUGGAGCUGCCGGCUACCGUGCCCAGACAUCGGUGAACAUCAACCCAAGUGUGGCACCCAAAGCAAACGACGACUCCAAUGAGGCACAGGGCUUCAUGAAGAAUAUCUGGCGCAAGAUCGGCAGCGACACUAAGGCCAAUGCUGAUCCUCCAUCCGGUUCCCAGGCGGCCAGCACUUCCAAGAAGACCAACUAAGCUCCAAGGUCCAAGGACCAGUAGAAUAAUGACCAAUAUUUCAAAGACAGACUUCUAAUUUGUAUAAACACGCAACAUCCAAUCACAAAGAAUUAGUUAUUAGUUACUAUUAUUAUUAUUAAUAUUCAUU